Molecule: messenger RNA, 697 nt
Organism: Nicotiana attenuata
Lineage: Eukaryota; Viridiplantae; Streptophyta; Magnoliopsida; Solanales; Solanaceae
Exons: 1
Coding region: 168-389 (73 amino acids)
Source: RefSeq, a predicted model, not a curated record
UUAAAAAUCCGAUUUUGGGUCUGGACACCUAUCAGACCAAAUACUUGGCGUGAGUUGCAGUUUUCUCAAAUUCCGCUACUGGUCAACUCUCUUCGUUCACUCCUCAAAUCUCAAUAUCAGGAGAGAGAGGGAGAGAGAGAGAGAGGGCAAAGGAGAACAGGGGUGGAAUGGGGGUAAUAACAACGGCAGUGAUAGCAAUAGCAGGUGUAAUUCUUGGUUGGAUAACCAUAGAGAUGGCGUGCAAACCUUGUCUCGAAAAGGGCCGAGAAGCCAUUGAUCAAAACCUCAAUCCCGACUAUGACCCUGAUGAUGACAUCCGGUCCCCUUUAAAUGCAAACCCAACUGAACAGUCCGAUUCAACUUCUGCUACUGCCAUCAAAAUUGUCUGAUCAUGUGUUAAGUAUUCUCUUGCUGGGUUCUUCACUUUCCUAAAUUCCUCCAUUGUCCACUUACGAAAUUUUAGUUUCUUGCUUGUUUUACUUUAGUUGUUAUCUUCGCUUCUAAAUUUGAUAAUUCAUAUUUCGAUAAUUUCUGGACUUCUGUCCAUGAGAAAAUUGUUUGUUUGGUUCUAUUUUUCUGUAUAAUGAUAUGAGGAAAUUAUUUGUUGAAAAAUGUAGUUAUUGGCUUUGAAGUUGUUUGUUUCUUCAGAUUGUUGACAAUGUAAUGAUUUUGGGAUCUUUUAGCUUUGCUUAACAUA